AGCUUUGAGCUCUUCUUGGUUGAAGAAGGAAGUUUUCUCUAUGGAUAUUUCAUCUGUGACAACGUUGCCUGAACAGCAGGUAAUAGUGGAGGAUCCUACCUUUCUUCAUCAAUGGCACUUGAACUCUCUGGAUGAUCCAAGCUUACUGCCCCUUGAUGCUGCUUUUGGAGAGACCUUAGAACAACAUUCAUUCUCUAACCCAACAAGGUUCAACCCCAAAACUUCCAUGGCAGAUACCCUUUCUGGCAUUGAAAGGCCCCAGAAACACCUGAAACCCAACAAUUGGAGCCCCAACACUAGUGAUCAGAAUCAGAUAUUAGACACAGACUAUGAUUCUUGUUCCAAUCUUCUUUCCUUUGUCAAUUCAAGUUACAUAAGUCAAUUGGGGACAUUAAAGCCUAAGGUGCAGAUACCAUGUCCUGAAAUCAACGGCACAAUCCUUUCAGACAUGUUGGCCUCUCAUGGAUCCUUGGGAAAUCAGAACUUUGUCUUCAAUGCCAGCCAAGAUGCCAGAAAGAAUGUUGGAACAAGUCCUAAACUUUCUCAACCUCAAGACCACAUUAUUGCUGAAAGAAAGCGGCGAGAAAAGCUCAGCCAGCGCUUCAUUGCUCUAUCUGCUCUUGUCCCCGGCCUUAAAAAGACGGACAAGGCUUCUGUUCUUGGGGAUGCUAUAAAGUACUUGAAGCAAUUGCAAGAGAGAGUGAGGGUCCUUGAAGAGGAACAGAGCAGAAGGAGGAGCGUGGAAUCUGUGGUGGUUGUGAAGAAAACUCAAUUAUUAGCUGAUGAAGGAGAUUGUUCUUCGGACUCUGGUGAUCCGCGUGAGGAGCCAUUACCAGAAAUUGAAGCUAGAUUUUGUGAUAGAAACGUCCUCAUAAGAGUUCACUGUGAGAAAACAACAGGAGUGAUAGAAAAAACAGUCAGUGAGAUAGAGAAACUUCAUCUGACAGUCACAAGUACCAGUGUCAUGACGUUUGGCAGUUCUGCUCUUGAUAUUACCAUAAUUGCUCAGAUGGAUAAGGAAUUUUGCAUGAAGUUGAAGGAGCUUCUAAGCAGCCUACGCUCAGCCUUUGAAUCUUUCAUGUGAAGAAGUUGCACGUUCAGUUCAUACCAAAAGAUAGAAGUUCAACUAUAUAUAUGUUGUUUACAAGGCUUGUUGUGUCGGGCAUCUUAGACCAUAAACACCAUGAACGUCUGCUGUGAGUUUUUUCCACAGGUGUUGGGUCCCCGGAAGGAGGAAAGUGUUGGGAAAGUGUCAGCUG
Molecule: messenger RNA, 1259 nt
Organism: Neltuma alba
Lineage: Eukaryota; Viridiplantae; Streptophyta; Magnoliopsida; Fabales; Fabaceae
Product: transcription factor bHLH25-like
Exons: 4
Coding region: 41-1084 (347 amino acids)
Molecular function (GO): protein dimerization activity
Source: RefSeq, a predicted model, not a curated record